AGAUCAGCUGUUCGGAACGACUCAAUCAUCAAGAUGUCAAGAAAGGGGAAGUACUUUUUGCUGAUGCACAGCAAAGACCCUGAUGCAGCAGAUCUUAUAAGGAGUGAUAGUCUGGUAGCUGAUGGUGGCAUCAUACUUAAGCCUGGAGAUGAGGCUGUUUAUGUUCUCGAGACAACCAAAGGCCGGCUUGAAGAAGUGAGGGGCGUGGUUGUGGCCACUGGCCUGAAGAAAGAUUUAAUUAGACUCCAUGUCACUGCAGAUGGGAGUCUCACUCCCCUGAAGGGAGUGGGCACUCGCAAACAAGAACUGGAAAGGAAACGAAUGGAGCAGGUGAACGCACAAAAAAUUCAACUGCAGCAAACGGCGCAGCAACUACAGGCUGAAGGAGCAGAUGUGGUUUGUGAGCAACUGCAACCAGUAAUUAAAGAAAAGUCAAAACGUCCUCCCUGCCUGCCAAAAAAAAGAAGUCCUGAAGUAAUGGAACAAAUUCAAAGACAACUAGAUGCACUGCCAUGCUUCAAAAAUGGCCCAUUAAAGCGGGAGUUGUACGUUGGGACCAAAAUCUUUGUGGACCAAGGGAAAUUUAAUCUUAAUAAACAGAAGUACGCUUUGCGCCCAGCAUGUUUCCACCGUGCUCUACUCAAGUUGGCAGUGCCAGAAAAUAUUCUUAGGCUGGACGGCGUCUCCUGCCAUAGUAAAAGAGGCUGCAUUGGUUUAAAUAGAAAAAUUCAAGAAGCUAUAGUGUUGGCAGUCAACACACAAUAUCAGAAGGCGGGAGGUUCAAUCCAUAAUAUUCGUUAUGAUCCAGAUGAAAUUUUGAGAAAUCUUAUAGAUGCUACUGUUGCUUCCAAGGGUAAAAGAUUCCUCCUCCCUCCUUCCUCAUCAGAGUCCACUCCUGCUUCCACUUCCGAGCCCAUCCCUACUCCUUUCACUUUUCAGCCUCCUGCUUCCACUUCCGAGCCCAUCCCUACUCCUUUCACUUUUCAGCCUCCUGCUUCCACUUCCGAGCCCAUCCCUACUCCUUUCACUUUCCAGCCUCCUGCUUCCACUUCCGAGCCCAUCCCUACUCCUUUCACUUUCCAGCCUCCUGCUUCCACAUCCGAGCCCAUCCCUACUCCUUUCACUUUCCAGCCUCCUGCUUCCACUUCCCAGUCCAUCCCUGUUCCUUCCACUUCCCAGUCCUUUCCUUCUACUUCCCAGCCGAUUACUUCUCCCUCCCCUCCCCAGCCUUUCCCUGUCUCAUCUCUUCCCUCAGCUUCCCAGUCUCCCCCUAUCCUGUCUAAUCCUUCCACUUUCUGUUCUCUCAUUUUCUCUCCACAUUCCCGCUUACCCAUUUGUCACCCACCCACCCCUGAUCAUCACUACAUAGACAUCUCGUAUAACAUGCCCCCUGCACCAACAACUGAGGAAAUUGUUCCUCACUGCAAAUAUUAAUAAGAAUUCAAUAUAAAAUGUUAACUAUUAUUGACUAAAUAUUUAUUAUUUUUUGUUAUUAUUUUGUUAGAAACAAAUUGAUGUGGUUCUGUGGUUCUAGUCUGACAAAUUACUAUUUAGUUUAGGCCCAUCUGCAUGGUGUAGGUAGUUGUAAACAAAUUUUGAUAGAGAGAGAGAGAGAUUGUUAACUACAUAUUUAUUUACAUAUUUAUUUUUGAUGAAAUAUUAUAUUUUGAUGUUGUUUUGUUGGAAACAAAUUGGUGAGUGGAUAAAAGAGUAUUAAAGUUUAAGCUUAUUUUCCAAUCCGCACGCAUUCUGCUUCCAACCCCACUCUACCCCCUGCACUCUGGAAUGAUCAAUGUGGCCCGCAAGGAAAGGGCGAGGGAGGGAAGCACCGGCGCAGACAAUGACGUCACGAGUACGGCGAGCGCGGGGCCCAGGCGAUGACGUCACGCGGGCAAGUGAGCAAUGUGGCAACACCGGCUUGCACCGCCCUCGAACGUGCCUAGAAUUUGUCGAUUUUUUCUCUUUUAUGGCAACACUAUUCCGGCAAAAAAACGACAAACUAUCGACUUUUUUUCGUCAGAUUAAUUUGACGUAUUUUUUUCUUUAACUUGCCAAUAUCUCUGGCGUUUGUAUGCCGAUUCUUUGACUUUCGGUGCAUGGCAAAAAAUCGACAAACUUUCGAGCUCCGCUUCCAC
Messenger RNA from Thrips palmi, 2135 nucleotides. RefSeq lists its product as uncharacterized. The record is from RefSeq and is a predicted model, not a curated record. Bases 34 to 1434 code for a protein of 466 amino acids. The transcript is spliced from 5 exons. Lineage: Eukaryota; Metazoa; Arthropoda; Insecta; Thysanoptera; Thripidae.